AUGCUUCGUAAUAACUUUGAACUUAUCGGUUCACAGCAUGAGUGUAUCUCCAUCCAUAUUGGCCAGGCUGGUGUCCAGAUUGGAAACGCUUGCUGGGAGCUCUACUGUUUAGAACAUGGUAUCCAACCUAAUGGAUUCAUGCCCAGGGAUUGGACGUAUGGAGCUGCAGAUAAUUCCUACAACGCGUUCUUUACCGAGACAGGAGGUGGAAAGCUGGUCCCUAGAGCUCUCUUCAUUGAUUUAGAACCUACUGUGAUUGAUGAGGUCCGCACUGGUACCUAUCGGCAGCUGUUCCACCCCGAGCAGCUCAUCACCGGCAAGGAAGAUGCUGCCAACAACUAUGCUCGUGGGCACUACACCAUUGGCAGAGAGAUAGUCGAUCUAGUUCUGGAUAGAAUACGCAAACUGGCUGACGAAUGCACAGGACUCCAGGGUUUCCUUGUGUUCCACAGCUUUGGUGGAGGGACUGGCUCUGGGUUCACUUCCCUGCUGAUGCAGUGCCUUUCUGUUGACUACGGAAAGAAGACAAAGUUUGAAUUCACCAUCUACCCAGCUCCCCAGAUCUCGACAGCAGUGGUGGAGCCCUACAACGCAAUCCUCACCACCCACACCACCCUGGAGCAUUCCGAUUGUUGCUUCAUAGCAGACAACGAAGCCUUGUACGAUAUCUGCCGCAGGAACUUGGACGUUGAGCGCCCAACAUACACCAACUUGAACCGGCUGCUUGCUCAGGUUGUCUCCUGUAUUACCUGCUCCCUUCGGUUUGAAGGAGCUCUGAAUGUCGAUCUCAUCGAAUUCCAGACUAACCUGGUCCCAUACCCACGCAUCCAUUUCCCAUUAGUUGCUUACGCCCCGGUCAUCUCGGCCGAGAAGGCUUACCACGAGCAAUUGUCUGUGGCACAACUCACCAAUGCUUGCUUUGAGCCGGCCAACCAGAUGGUCAAGUGUGACCCUCGCCAUGGCAAGUACAUGGCUUGUUGUCUGCUUUACCGAGGUGACGUGGUGCCGAAAGAUGUCAAUGCAUCGAUCGCUAACAUCAAGACCAAACGCAGCAUUAGGUUCGUUGACUGGUGCCCGACUGGGUUCAAGGUUGGCAUCAACUAUCAGCCUCCCACUGUGGUGCCCGGUGGGGACCUGGCCAAGGUGCUCCGUGCAGUGUGUAUGCUGAGCAAUAGUACAGCCAUCGCUGAGGCUUGGGCACGGCUUAACCACAAGUUUGACCUGAUGUACGCCAAGCGCGCCUUCGUGCACUGGUACGUGGGGGAGGGGAUGGAGGAGGGAGAGUUCUCCGAAGCCCGAGAUGACUUGGCAGCCUUGGAGAAGGAUUAUGAGGAGGUUGGCAAGGACACUUCUGAACUUGAUCGUGAAGAAUAUUAGAAGUGCGAACUCCUUCUCCCAAAGAUGAAGUAAACAUGUGUUAAUAAAAUGAUUAGGUUUACUUGUUUGUCUGACGUACCAUCAUGGCUUGUAACUAACCCAGAAAUUAUUGCUUUGAUACUAUUUAAAAUGAUGCUGGAUAAAC
Messenger RNA from Amblyraja radiata (thorny skate), 1522 nucleotides. Its product is annotated as tubulin alpha-1C chain-like. Bases 1 to 1377 code for a protein of 458 amino acids. Gene Ontology annotation, cellular component: microtubule. The record is from RefSeq and is a predicted model, not a curated record. The transcript is spliced from 3 exons. Gene Ontology annotation, molecular function: GTP binding; structural constituent of cytoskeleton. Gene Ontology annotation, biological process: microtubule-based process. NCBI's taxonomy places the organism in Eukaryota, Metazoa, Chordata, Chondrichthyes, Rajiformes, Rajidae.